CGGUCUUGCUUGUGCAUCAAUUCAAUUACCUAGCGGCUUAGCGCAAUACUCCGUACACGAAUCAAUAAACUCCAUUACCCCGCGUAUAUUACCUCAGAAAAUGUCGAAGUUUGGUGUCCUGGUAAUGGGGCCAGCCGGUGCUGGAAAAACCACAUUUUGCAAUGCCGUUAUCCAACAUCUCCAGCAUACUCGCCGAAGCUGUUUCUACGUCAACCUGGAUCCGGCCGCCGAAAGCUUCAGCUAUGAGCCUGAUCUGGAUAUCCGCGAGCUGAUCACUUUGGAGGAUGUCAUGGAAGAAUUGGGCCUGGGGCCAAAUGGGGGCCUUAUAUAUUGUUUUGAAUUCCUCCUGCAAAACUUGGAUUUCCUAUCGGAAGCCUUGGAUCCAUUAAGCGAGGAAUAUCUGAUUAUAUUCGACAUGCCGGGCCAGAUCGAGCUCUACACACAUAUUCCCCUAUUGCCGUCGCUGGUAAAUUUCCUGUCGCGCGCGGGUCCUCUGAACAUCAACCUCUGUGCAGCGUAUCUCCUUGAGAGUACCUUUGUCGUCGACAAGGCCAAGUUCUUUGCUGGCACCUUGAGUGCCAUGUCCGCGAUGCUGAUGCUCGAGAUGCCCCAUGUAAAUAUUUUGACUAAGAUGGACCAGGUUCAGGACAUGGUGUCUCGCAAAGAACUGAAGCGGUUCGCCAAUGUGGAUGUGCAAAUGCUUCAGGAUGAUGACGCGGAUGCGGUGGGAGACCCGUCGUCCAAAGAUUCUUUGCUGAGCGGUGGCUCCUUCAAACAGCUUAACCGGGCUGUCGGUCAACUCAUCGAUGACUUCAGUAUGGUCUCGUUUCUGAAACUUAACGUGCAGGACGAGGACAGUGUCGCUGCAGUUCUGAGCCACAUCGACGAUGCGACUCAAUUCCACGAGGCCCAAGAACCGCGCGAACCCCAAGAUGAGCGCGAGGUCAAUUACGAGGACGCAGACAUGUGAUCGAUGGUAAUUAUGAAGGGAUUAAUUAUCCAAACUAGUCUUGUUAGAACAUAUAUGUGGGAGCUGCGGGCGGCGAUGAGACGGAAUCAUGUCGUCCCUCCAACCAAGCUGUUAUUAUCCGACCGCACCAGAAGGUCACUGAUACGCUUUGAUCCCCGUGGCAGACCCGAGGAGGAUCGCCUUUAGCCGGCCCCGGGGAUAAGCGCCAGCGCUCUCAGCGUGAAACCCAAACAACGAGCAAUGACUCCAUCACCACGGGCGCAGGAAAUGCCAUGAUAUAGAAAUCAUG
Aspergillus alliaceus is the source of this 1259-nucleotide messenger RNA. Its product is annotated as putative signal sequence-binding GTPase GPN3. Gene Ontology annotation, molecular function: GTPase activity. The record is from RefSeq and is a predicted model, not a curated record. Lineage: Eukaryota; Fungi; Ascomycota; Eurotiomycetes; Eurotiales; Aspergillaceae. The transcript has a single exon. Bases 101 to 970 code for a protein of 289 amino acids.